Messenger RNA from Anolis carolinensis (green anole), 1499 nucleotides. RefSeq names its product 1-acyl-sn-glycerol-3-phosphate acyltransferase alpha. The transcript has 6 exons. Gene Ontology annotation, biological process: phosphatidic acid biosynthetic process. The record is from RefSeq and is a predicted model, not a curated record. Gene Ontology annotation, molecular function: 1-acylglycerol-3-phosphate O-acyltransferase activity. The coding region runs from base 1 to 696 and encodes 231 amino acids. Lineage: Eukaryota; Metazoa; Chordata; Lepidosauria; Squamata; Anolidae. Gene Ontology annotation, cellular component: endoplasmic reticulum; membrane.
AUGGUCCUAUCUCUUGGCUUAGUGAAUAUUUUCCUUUUCUUCUUUGCUGCAUUCCUCCUCUACUGUUACAGCAACAUCUUCCGAUACUACUUCAGGAUUCAUUAUUUAAAUGGAUGGAUGCUUCUCUGGUCUAUUGUUCUGGUUCCUGUUAUGGUGCUGCGGGGAAGAAAUGUGGCAAACAUGAGACUCCUUCGCCUCGUCAUGCUGCCCUUGAAAUAUAUCCUUGGCAUUAAGCUGAAUGUGCGGGGUGCCACAAACCUAAACCUGAAAGGGCCCUAUGUCAUGGUUGCCAAUCAUCAGAGCAACGUGGACUUCCUUGGGAUGUUUCAGAUAUUACCAGACCGCUGUACCUUAAUUGUAAAGAAGGAGAUCUUAUAUUAUUUCACUAUUGGCAUGGUUACCUGGUUAAGUGGCUUCAUUUUCAUUGACCGCAAAAACAGAGAUCCCACCAUCAAGAUCAUGUCAGAGGCAGCGGACACCAUGGUUCGGGACAACCUGCGACUUUGGAUAUUCCCUGAGGGAACUCGAUCCUACAGCUCCACGAUCCUGCCCUUCAAAACUGGAGCCUUUCAUCUUGCUGUAAAAGCCCAGGUGCCAAUUAUUCCUGUGGUUAUGUCUUGCUACUUGCCGUUCUUCAACACAAAGCUGAACAAAUUCACAACAGACAUUCAGAGAGAUAUCCCACCAGUUCUAUAGGCAAUUGGUUCAAUUGUCGAAGCACUCUUAUUGUCAGGAAGUCCCUUCGAAUGUUCAUUCAAAAUCUACCCUCCUAUAACUUCAAAUCUGAUCCUACCCUCUGGGGAAGCAGAGCCUUCACUUUUGAGGUAUUUAAAGAGUGCAGUUGUGUUGCACUUUAAUCUUCGCAAGCCCAGCUUCCUUAACCUUUCCUCAUAUAUUGUGAAGUUCAUAUGAGCUUCAAUAGUGUUGCCGAGUUUGGGACUAGAUAUUCAGAAGUGAAAUAAAUUUUCAAACUACUUUCCCCCAUUUGCUCACCGUGAUGGUUACUGAGACAAUGGAAAUAUUCUUGAUUCUAUAGGGGAUGUUCAUAUCCUCUCUUUGCACUGUUGAUUUAACCUAUAGCCUAUUUCCCUCUUGAUAUCAGAGCAUAUGAUUCACUUGAUCAUAGAAUCAUGCUAGAGGAUAUACAAAUGCCUAAAGUGUUGUAACUGGGGAUGUCUAAAUCCUCCAGUGUAGCUCUAUAACCAACAUCCAGCCAGGAUGGAAAAGACCAACUGUACUAUAUUACAACAACUCUCAGAUCAGUGCUUACUAUACAUGAGUCCGAAACAUAGCGGGUGUCCAAACAGACAAUUCCACACUUAAUGUAUGGAUCGUGCAUAUUAUGCAAAUAAAUUUGCAUGUUAUGCAAAAGAGACUGCUUGCAUUUGCAGAAUUAGAAUAUGAUAGCCAUAUUGGCAGGGUACGUGUAUGGAAUAGACACAAACCUUUUUUAAUGCCAAGGAGGUUCUAUACAUUAUGCAACUGAAUUCAUUUGUAAA